This is a messenger RNA of Rotaria socialis, 837 nucleotides long. NCBI's taxonomy places the organism in Eukaryota, Metazoa, Rotifera, Eurotatoria, Philodinida, Philodinidae. The record is from the annotation of a GenBank genome assembly.
AUGAGUAAGAAACUUGGUUUUAAUAUAUCAGAUCUCCUUUCUCAACCUGCCAAUUUAUCUGUAUCUCCGACAACUUCAACAUCCCUAUCAGCAACAUCAGAUUUAGCAACUUCUUCUAAUGAAUAUCAACAAGAACGACAAGAAGUUGAAUCGUCUUCAAUUUCAUCAAUAACAGUACCGAUAAAUGAAAGUAAUAAUCAUUUAUCAAAUUAUGAACAAUUAAUGAGAGCUUCAUCGAUUUAUCGUAAUCAAGAUUAUUCUUUAUUACCCAUUGUUAAUGGAACUUAUCCAUGGAUUCAGACAGAUAGUGUACUAAAAGAUCGUUUCUCGUUAUUCCAUAAUCAACGACGUUUAGGUCAUCCAUACCAAAAUCGAACACCACCAAAAAGAAAAAAACCUCGAACAUCAUUUACACGUUUACAAAUUCUUGAAUUAGAGAAACGUUUUCAUCGACAAAAAUAUUUAGCAUCAUCAGAACGUUCUCAAUUAGCUAAAGGUUUAAAAAUGACAGAUGCACAAGUAAAAACAUGGUUUCAAAAUCGUCGAACGAAAUGGCGACGACAAACAGCUGAAGAACGUGAACAAGAACGACAAGCAGCAAAUCGGCUUGUAUUAACAAAUCCUCAUCAUCAUCGUUCAUUAUCAUCAAGUCCAAAAUUAGCAUCACCAUCUAAUCAAAUAUCAACGGACAAUAAUAAUUCAUUAAUAUAUUCAAGUGCAUCUUUAAAUGCUUUACAAAAUUUACAACCAUGGUCAACACCAUCAAAUCAUUCGAAUUUAUCAUCAAGAUCAUCGUCAUCUGAUGAUAGUAAUCAACGAACAAAUAAUCGACAAUAA